UUAAAAGAGGUGGAGGUAGUUUGGACAUUGUUGCCUUUUUAUGUGAUAUAGGCUAAUUCACCUCGUAGGAACAUUGUUGUAGUGCACAGAAUGGCUACUCGACCAGGGUGGUCGGUCGCCACCGCGAUUAACCCCCAGUUUACCCCUAGGCUCUAUAGAGGGAUAGGCUACGUAGCCUAUAUAAAAUACGAUUUAUUUUCCCCCGUUAGUGGACAAUGCAUUGGUGGUGUGCGCCUUUUGUCCAGCGACGAAACUUAUCUGCAAGAAAAGUUACUUAACUUGAUUAAUAGUAUCCCCAUCUGAAAGGAUCUAAUCGUUUCCAUCCUUCGGCUGCAAAUAUAUGCCUUGGGGAAACGGAAUGGGGGGUGGAGCACCCGUCUUUUGGAGUCCACUGUUUAAUGACCCAUUGUUCCCUGCAUGUUCCCUGCAUGGUCCUACAUUUAUGUUGUAUUUUACUUAGCAAGUGUUUAUACAUAUUCAUUCGUUGACUUUUAUUUUUCAAAUGAGUUCAUAACGGGAGCUGAUAGGACAUGUGAAUAGUUAUAUUUGUAUUAAAUACAUUUUCAUCUGAUAGUAUAGUAUCAUAUAUGACGUGAUUUAGAUAUAAGUUAUGAGGCACGUUUCUUUAGACUGUGGAGAUUUUCGUUGUCCUUGUGGGAACUAACGUUAGUUUAUAGGCAGGGAUGUACUAUGCUGCCAGAGGUGGGCGUGAUGCGUGUCCCACCACUCAAAUCACCUCCCGUACGGAGAAUCCGACCAUCCAACCGAUGUCAUCCCAAAUAAUAAUAAAAAGAGCGUUAGCUAUCCGUGAUGGCAACUAUUACGCAUGCUUAACAUUAGCCUAUUAUAGAGAAAAUGGGCUUUUGUAAAAAAUAAAAUAUAUAUUCAAACAAUACAUGUUUUUCUUUUGAAUGAAUGGGAUGUAACAGUUAUCUCCUUACGCCCAAUUUUCAGCCCUCUAUCUUUAAAAAAAGAAAGAUAUACAGGCUAGUAGCCUUUAGACUAUACUACACCAUCGACUCGCACACGGCCCACUGUUCUCAAUAGAACGCUCCUAUAAAAGAGGGUGAAAGAAAUUAAAGCAGCCGCCUCCCUCUCCUCCCAGCUUCCCCCCGCGUUCCUCUCCUCCGCCGCGGCCCAAACAAUAGGCGCAUAUGGAGAGGAAUACUAAUGCACACGAGGGACUCGGUGUGCCGACAGGCGAAUCAUGCACCUCGGCCGCCGCUUUGAAUGCACAACUGGAACACAUCACCCAAUAAGAUGUCAACGCAGAGCAAACUGGCUCCGCUUCGACGGUGAUGAGUGCGCUCCAGAGCUCCCCCUGGGGGCUGAUGCUGGCACUGGAACAGCAGGUGGGCGAGCUGAGAGUGGACACAGAUGAUGUCACCUAUGAGGGGACCCAAGGGGACAGUCGGCCCAGCUCAGGGCUCUAUGAGUCGAGUGAGAGCCAGUCUCCAAGGGGGCAUUCCUGUCACUCUGACUUCCUAGAGCCCCACCCUGGCUGGGGCUUCAGCAGCACAGAGAGGCCGAAGUCUCUGGGCUAUGCCCUCCAGCUGACAGGUGAGAGUCUGAUGGAGCCAGCCCCUCAUGCUACUGUUCCCCUCUCCUUCUCCGCCCCCUAUCCACACCUUGAGGGAAUCGCUGAGGAGGGUACGGCCGAGGAGCCCUGGCAGUGGGACCUACACUGUGCCCAGGGUUGGGAGGAUGAGGACCAGGCCACCCAGGAGGAUUUCCAGCAGGCCAUGAGGGUUAAAGGCUACAUCCUGGGUCUCAUCCAUCGCUACGCGCUCUCACCCCGGCCCUGCAUGCCUCGUACCAGCCUGGGGCCUGACCCCUCCACCCCCUACUCCUCCAGCAUAAACAGGCAGAGCAGCCUGCGAAGGAAACCUACUCUUCACACCUCCGAGCACUGCAUCUCUGACCCACAGGACCUCUACCCUGACCUUGAGUGCCAGGCCUGGUGGUGUGACUCGCUAGAAAGGGAGGAAUGGGGGGGAGAGGCCCCAUCCAUGGAGAAGGAUUGUUAUCGGUCUUUACCCUACCCCCACUUCAGACCCCACUCCCUGGCCGGGGGCCAUCCACCCUUUCUGGACCCCGUUUGUGGAGCUCUGGACCCUUGUUUUAGUAGUGCGCCUGAUUCCCCCAAGCACUACCCGCUGCCCCACUCCCCGGCUUCAUAUAACCACUUGGUCAGUGCCCAGUACAUCCCUGGGCAGGCCUGCCACACCCCUGUACGCUCCCCCUCACACUUUCCUCCAGAACGCUCCCCCUCACACUAUCUUCUAGAGCCCUCCAAACCCAGCCAAACCUUUGUGUCCCCAGACCAGAGCAGCUCAAAGCCCAGGGCCAUGGGGAAGAAAAGCCAUGAGGAGAGACAGAGCUCCAAAAAGCCUGGCCACAAGACAUGCCGCUCCCAGUCUGAGAACAGUCUGAUGGGGAAGAGGGCUCUCCCUAAGCGCAGGUACAGCACAGCCGAGCACCCCCAGCACCAGAGGGGCCAGGUCCCAUAUGCAGGCCCCCAGCAUAAGAACAAUGCUGGGGGGCGACGCUGGUGCUCCACCCUGGAGCUCAGUCAGGAGGAAGGGGAGACCCAGGGUGAGCAGACCCACAGACGCCCACCUCGUAGGGCCCGCCACACCCAGGCCUGCUCUCAUCCCAACCCCAACCACCACUCCCAGGUCCAUGCCCAGCCUUGCCUCUCAGAAUACCCAGAGAGAGCACCUCUGUGUUGGGGAGAGGAGGGCUAUGUGCGGGCCGCCCCUGGGGAGUCAGAGUCCAGCAUGAGUGAGGUGUACUCCCCUGCCUCCAGCUCUCUCUCCAGUGAUUCUGAUGAGGGGGGGCUGGUAUGGCCCCAGCAGCUGCCCCCUCGCCUGGCCCCCUCCGCUUCUUCCUCCCCUAAGGCCUCCCCAGAGGCCUCCUCACAGCCCAAAACCUUUGUCAAAAUCAAAGCCUCUCACGCCCUGAAGAAGAAGAUUCUGCGAUUCCGCGCCGGCUCUCUCAAAGUCAUGACCACAGUCUGAGACAUAUGUCACUGCUUCUACUGCCCAUAUCCUGCACAUUUUAAUCCUACAUAACCUACAGUUUACACCCUCUGUCUACCUCUGCUGGUUCAUGCAGCACUGUCAUAAAAAAACAAAUCAGCUACUUUACCUUUGGGAAAAACUAUGAUGUCUGUAACUGGCCUAAGAUCAGCAUGACGAUAUCAUCUAGCUAAACCACAUUUCAUCAUCAUCAGAAUGUGCAUUAACCAUCAACUUGUCUAAUGAAGUCCUCCUCUGAUGGUUACACUGCCAUGUCACAUAUUGACACCUGAACGUGAACUGCUACCUCUCUUCUCUUAGCUGCACCACCUUGCAGCCUUGACCUGAAGCCAAUGUCUGUAGCACUGGCCAUGUAGGGGGUGACUGCAGUGAGGGGUCAACACACACACACAUACACACACACACACACACACACUUCUGUAAAUACCUACCUGUGGCCUUGUUUGUAUGAAUGUAGUUUGUAAAUUAAAGUUUUGUGGUCUCUUAA
Oncorhynchus mykiss (rainbow trout) is the source of this 3528-nucleotide messenger RNA. RefSeq names its product dapper homolog 3-like. The record is from RefSeq and is a predicted model, not a curated record. Gene Ontology annotation, cellular component: cytoplasm. NCBI's taxonomy places the organism in Eukaryota, Metazoa, Chordata, Actinopteri, Salmoniformes, Salmonidae. Gene Ontology annotation, biological process: negative regulation of canonical Wnt signaling pathway.